CAUUUUUUCAAGCGAAACCCGGACAUUCCCCCGAUAGACAACUAUAUCCUCCAAGUACCCAUAUUCUCUACAAAUUCAUUCAUAAUUCCAACGGACCUUACCACAGCUUCUUCGGGAAAGAAGCCUUUUUUCAAAAAUGCCGAUCAACCAACCCUCAAAUCAGAUCAAAUUCACCAAUGUAUCAAUCGUGCGGUUAAAGAAGGGCAAGAAGCGCUUCGAGCUCGCCUGCUAUAAGAACAAACUCCUAGAAUACCGCUCCGGUGCCGAGAAAGAUCUGGACAAUGUCCUCCAAGUACCUACGAUUUUCCUGUCCGUGUCAAAGGCCCAGACCGCACCAUCCGCAGAGCUCACCAAGGCGUUCGGAGCCAACACGCCGGCCGACGAGAUCCGUCAAGAGAUCCUGCGCAAGGGUGAAGUCCAAGUUGGCGAGCGGGAGCGCAAAGAGAUCAUCGAGCGUGUCGAGAAGGAAAUCCUGGAUAUCGUAUCAGGCCGACUGGUCGACCCCACGACGAAACGAGUCUACACCCCGGGAAUGAUCUCCAAGGCGUUGGAUCAGUUGAGCUCAGCCAGCGGACAGCAACAAACACAAGGUCAGGCUGCCGGCAACAGCGAAGCAAACGGUGAAGGAGAUGAGAGCCACGCACCGGCCCAGCCGCGAAAGCCACUGUGGACGGGUGUCACUGCGAACAAGUCCGCAAAGAGUCAGGCACUGGAUGCUAUGAAGGCAUUGAUCGCGUGGCAGCCGAUUCCGGUGAUGCGGGCUCGCAUGCGUUUGCGUGUAACUUGUCCGGUCUUGCUUUUGAAACAGAGUGUGAAGGUUGCGGGGGGAGCCGCAGGCGCGAACAAGGAGAGGGAGACGCCGCCGCCGAAGGGUGGUAAGGGGAACAAGAAGGGUGGUAAGGGAUCGAAGAAGUCCGCCCGUCAACAGGACUCCGAGGAUGAGGCAGGUGGCUCUGACGCUGAGGCUGCACCGGCCAAGGGCCCCAGCAACGUCAAGGACAAGAUCCUUAGCUAUAUCGAAUCUGUGGAGGGGCAGGAGGUCGUCGGAGGGGACGAGUGGGAGGUCAUCGGCUUCGCGGAACCUGGAGCUUUCAAGGGAUUGAACGACUUUGUGGGCAAUGAGACCCGUGGCAGAGGACGGGUGGAGGUGCUUGAUAUGGCUGUCACCCACGAGGAUUAAUGGAGGUGCUUUGCUCAGAGAUGUGGACUGCAUUGGCCCAAAGCGAGUAUAGAUGACAUGACUGAUGACUAGAAAAUGGAAUGAACUGUACG
Aspergillus homomorphus CBS 101889 is the source of this 1272-nucleotide messenger RNA. RefSeq names its product guanine nucleotide exchange factor SDO1. Gene Ontology annotation, biological process: cytosolic ribosome assembly; ribosome biogenesis. The record is from RefSeq and is a predicted model, not a curated record. The coding region runs from base 137 to 1180 and encodes 347 amino acids. The transcript has 2 exons. Lineage: Eukaryota; Fungi; Ascomycota; Eurotiomycetes; Eurotiales; Aspergillaceae.